Symbiodinium necroappetens is the source of this 337-nucleotide messenger RNA. NCBI's taxonomy places the organism in Eukaryota, Dinophyceae, Suessiales, Symbiodiniaceae. The record is from the annotation of a GenBank genome assembly.
UCACCCUUCGAGCCGAAGACCAAGCCUCCAGACGAAUACUGCCUGAGUCUUGGGAAGAUCACAGAUGUGCUCAGGAGUGACUAUCCGGAUUUCUUUACCAGAGCUCCAGACUUCAGCAUUUACGAUGAGGCGCUGACACUGCAACUACGGAAGCCGUGGGACGAGCCAAAGCAGCUGGCCGGAUGCCUGUCGACUUACGAAACAUGCCUCACGAUGAUUCGCGCAUUCAGCAAGAAGUUGAUUCACGAUGGACUUGUUGAGUGCCAGGUCUGUGACGGCCGACCGUACGGUUUCGAUCUUCGGGUACACUGGACUUGCCAGGGAGAGCUGCGUUUAG